CGCGCAGCCCAGCCCAGCCCAGCCCGGCUCGGUCCCGCAGGACUCGCAACACCCGGAGCCCCGGAACGCACCGUCGGGAGCGGCGCAGGUCUCAGAGCUGAGGUUCCCCUCAGCCCCUGAGUGGCCAUGUCCAACCCCAGUGCCCCCCCUCCGUAUGAGGACCGCAACCCCCUGUACCCCGGCCCUCCGCCUGUUGGGGGCUAUGGGCAGCCAUCCGUCCUGCCGGGUGGGUACCCCGCCUACCCGCAGCCGGGCUACGGUCACCCUGCUGGCUACCCGCAGCCUAUGCCCCCCAUCCAUCCGAUGCCCAUGAACUACGGCCCAGGCCACAGCUACGAGGGCGAGGAGAGAGCAGUGAGUGACAGCUUCGGGCCUGGAGAGUGGGACGACCGGAAGGUCAGGCACAGCUUCAUCAGAAAGGUCUACACCAUCAUCUCCGUGCAGCUGCUCAUCACCGUGGCCAUCAUCGCCAUCUUCACCUUUGUGGAACCAGUUGGCGAGUUUGUGCGGAAAAACGUGGCUGUGUACUACGUGUCCUAUGCUGUCUUCAUCGUCACUUACCUGACCCUUGCCUGCUGCCAGGGUCCCAGACGCCGCUUCCCGUGGAACAUCAUCCUGCUGACCCUCUUUACUUUUGCCAUGGGCUUCAUGACGGGCACCAUUUCCAGUAUGUAUCAGACCAAGGCUGUCAUCCUCGCCAUGAUCAUCACUGCCGUGGUGUCCAUUUCGGUCACCAUCUUCUGCUUUCAGACCAAGGUGGACUUCACCUCAUGCACAGGCCUCUUCUGCGUCCUGGGCAUCGUGCUCAUGGUGACUGGCAUUGUCACCAGCAUCGUGCUGUACUUCAAAUACAUUUACUGGCUGCACAUGGUCUACGCUGCUUUGGGGGCCAUUUGUUUCACCCUGUUCCUGGCUUACGACACGCAGCUGGUGCUGGGCAACAGGAAGCACACCAUCGGCCCCGAAGACUACAUCACGGGCGCCCUGCAGAUCUACACGGACAUCGUCUACAUCUUCACCUUCGUGCUGCAGCUGAUGGGGGACCGCAACUGACGGAGCCCACCUGCCCCCACCAGGGCCAGACCCUGAGCCCGGCUCCGGCCCCUGGCCCCUCUCCUGCCCCUGUUUCCGUCCUGUCCCGGCUGUGGCUGUGUAGGUGCCUGGUGGGGCUGGAGGAGCUAGGGACUGACUCUUGUCCUGGGUGGGCACGGUGUUUCCUCCCUCCCCCGGCACAGGGCACCGUACUCUUCCUAACAACGAGGGUUGGAGGGCAGGCGAGAAGGUGGCUCCCCUCCCGCUCUGCUGCAGGCUUCUAGGCCAGGGAGCCGGAGCUUUGGCUGCAGUACCCUGAACGCUUAGGCCGUUAGCCUGUACUCCACUGCCCUGGCACUUCUUAGCUUAGGAAGCUUGAUGAGCUGGUGCCCAGGGAGCCGCCUGAGUGACAGGCACAGCUUGUUUGCUUGGGUUAGUGGUGGGGAGGAAGCAGACAGCGAGCAAAGUAAAGUACAGAGGCCAGAGCGGAGCAGCGGCGACCCCAGACUCCUCCCUGGCGUGUGCCCAGGGUAAGGAGAGCAGGCGUCUGCGGCCAUCGGCUCUCCAUUCUCUGAGGCUUCCGCGAUCUCUGCCCAGGCCACGGGGAGCAGCAGCUGGGGUGCUCUGGAAGGUCAUGACGUGACCAGGACAGAACCAGGCUGAGCCGAGACUGGGGCGGGGGCCAGGAAGCUGCUGUGGGCUCCUCUGCCCUGGCUGAGGUCCUGGGGCUCGGUGCUCUUCCCUCUGCUAACCCAGGAAGGCCCUAUGAGGAGGGUGACGUCCUCUCUGUUCUAAGUCCUACUGGGGGGACUCCCCCGUGCCCACGCCUCCAGCCAGCCGCUGCUUUCUCUAACACCAGUGCCUCCAGUGGGAGUGGGGCUGCCCAAGGAUAAUUAGGACUUCUCCAUUAAGUACUUGACCCUACGUCUAUCACACAAAGGGACACAACUAGAGAUGUAAUAAAGUUUUAUGUUCAGAAGUUA
Molecule: messenger RNA, 2015 nt
Organism: Lepus europaeus (European hare)
Lineage: Eukaryota; Metazoa; Chordata; Mammalia; Lagomorpha; Leporidae
Gene: TMBIM1
Product: transmembrane BAX inhibitor motif containing 1
Exons: 12
Coding region: 127-1053 (308 amino acids)
Biological process (GO): negative regulation of apoptotic signaling pathway
Cellular component (GO): Golgi apparatus; membrane; endoplasmic reticulum
Source: RefSeq, a predicted model, not a curated record